Messenger RNA from Laccaria bicolor S238N-H82, 375 nucleotides. RefSeq lists its product as uncharacterized. The record is from RefSeq and is a predicted model, not a curated record. NCBI's taxonomy places the organism in Eukaryota, Fungi, Basidiomycota, Agaricomycetes, Agaricales, Hydnangiaceae. The transcript is spliced from 6 exons. The coding region runs from base 1 to 375 and encodes 124 amino acids.
AUGCCCAAACUCAACUGGGUUCCUCAAGGUUUCAUUCCCCUUCGGGACCUUGUCUUCAUUUCGCAAGAAUUGAGGGCGACAGAAGAUCGUGUUGUUCGUGUGCCGAGUGUCUCCAAUCCGUUCGAAUACGUCGAGAAUCUCCCUAGUCAAUCUUUCCAGUACCAAUGUCACACUCGUGCCUAUUCUAGCUGUCGAAGAUACCAACAAUUCAACUUCCGAGUUUUUUCACAUCACUUGAAUUGGUUCCUCUUGGAGAGGCGGAGACGAAGGCUAGGACGCGCUUGGGUGAUAGCUCAAAAUGAUACCAAAUUCCAUACAGAGAGUAAAGAUAAUGCUGUUGUAAGUGUAGUGUCUUCACACUGUGACUAUUUAUAA